UCCCGCCAUCCCAAGCUUCUCUCGCACUCUCUCUCUCUCUCUCUCUCUCUCUCCCUUAACUUUCGUAUAAAAGCCCAAAGAGAAAUCCAGAAUGAACAGAGUUCGAAGAGGUAACAGAAAAACAGAAAUGGAAGCUUCACAGAGAAAGCUGAAGCCUCUCUCCGAUUGCAGCAACACCGUUACCGUCACCGUCACCGUCACCGAUAGCACCGCUGCCGCCGCCGCCUCCACGCAGUCGUCCACGGCCUCCUCCGGUACGAUCAAACGCCAGAACCCGACUCUUUCCUCCGUCCCCAAGACACUGCACGCCUCCUUGACUGCCAAAACCGAGGCCGUUUCGGACCCUAGGAGAUCCGCUCCUUCUACUCCUCUGGUUUCCUCCUCCGUUUCAGGUACCAGCGAUUAUGAGGUUUCAGAGCCUUCUUCAGUGUACAGUCAAAGACAAACGGCAUUAAAAAGGAAGACUACAGGGAAGGAAAAUGAUGUACAAUUUAGUUGCCCUCGUACACCAAAGACCCGGAAUGUUGGCAGGAAAAAAACUAAACAAGAUGGACAUAGCAUCCAAUCUGAGAUGGACAGAACACCAAUUGCUUCCACUCCUACACCUCGCAUUUCAUCAUCAAGUUCUGAUACCAGUAAUCGUGAGGUAUACGAACCUCAUUCAGUCUAUACUCGAAGACAGACUGCAUCAAAAAGAAAUAGCAAAGGGCAGGAAAACAUUGGAGCUUCUAGUUGCCCUCCUGCACUGAAGAUCCGGAAUACUUGCAGGGAUAACUCAAAUGAAGAUGGAUACAACAGUCUAUCAAAGAAAUCCAAGGCUUCUUGCAGAAAGAAGGUUGUACCAACUAAAAAAGAAGCUUCUGAGUACACUUCGCCAGACCUUGAAAAGCAGAGAGCUUACUUUGCAGAGCUUGAUAAAUAUGAACUGCCAGUAGAGGAGGCUGAAGAAUGGGAGUUGGAUUGAAUGGAAGAGCGCUACUGCUUCUUAUGGAUGAGCAAAGCAGUCCAAUCU
Rosa chinensis is the source of this 1012-nucleotide messenger RNA. RefSeq lists its product as uncharacterized. The record is from RefSeq and is a predicted model, not a curated record. The transcript has 6 exons. Lineage: Eukaryota; Viridiplantae; Streptophyta; Magnoliopsida; Rosales; Rosaceae. Bases 92 to 964 code for a protein of 290 amino acids.